AUGAUUUGUACAUGUACUUCAGGCGAGUGUCUGGAUCAGGGCAUCUGCGCCUGUUACCCGGGCUUCAAGGGCGCGGAUUGCAGCGUAGACUGCGGCUGCGGAAGCCACGGCCGCUGCGCUGAAAACGGCACCUCGUGCAUCUGCGACGUGGGGUGGAGACUGGGGGCCAGCGGCAAGUGCGAGUGGGAUUGCGGAGGCUGUCCUGCCGGUACAUCCUGCAUAGGACCCGGCGAAUGCGGCUAUACGGAACAGUGCGUGUACGGCACCUGCUUUCAUGGCGCCUGCCGCUGCUGGGCGGGGUACGGCGGCCCCGCCUGCAACCUUACUGAGGUGGCUGCGGCGGCUGCCGGCUAUGACUAUGUGCCGCGACUGAACAGUCGGUCACUGGCGGGCGCAAACCUACCUGGGACGUCGUACUACAGUACGGAAUGGAUGUGGAUUGACUUGAUGAAGAGCAGCAGCAUCUGGAUGACCGCGAAUGCAGAUGACACGUCCUUAGAGAAUAAGUGGGACACGGGGGUUCCCCUGGAGCUCAGGCCCGACGGCUACCCGGCCCGCCUGCCGCCCGGCACCGUCGCACACAAACUGUUUCAGCGAAACAUGCUCCUGCAUGCCUGGCCUGGACGCUACGUCGUACUGUACGACGGCGACGGCCGACUGGACUUUAAAUUUGAUGCCCGCGUCACGAGCAGGGCCAAGGGGCGUGUUGAGUUCAUCUUCAAUCCCACAGCCAACCUGGAUUGCGCCGCCACGGGCGCCGCUUACUGCGGUGACAAUGGCAUUCACCUGGUCCUCACCGCCACCAACCCCGCCAACCCGUUGAGGAACAUCCGCAUCUUGCCUUCGGGUGAGGGCGCGGCCGCGACUGCGGGUGGUGCCGGAGCGGGAGGCGCGUGGGAGAGCCGCGCGGAGCGGGCGCCCUUCCACCCCUGGUUCCUAAAGAGCAUUGCGCGUUACCGUGUGCUUCGCUUCAUGGGUUGGCUGGACAUCAACAAUGAUGUGGCCUGGGCGGCUGUGGCAAGUUCUGGGGGCAUUGCACUCGAGUACCUGGUUCGACUGUGUAACCUGCUGGGGACCGACCCGUGGGUCAAUGUGCACCACCUGGCGGAUGACGACUACGUCACCUCUUUGGCCACGAUGCUGCGGGACUCGUUGCGGCCGGAUGUGAAAGUCUACGUCGAGCACUCGAACGAGGUUUGGAACCAGCUGUUCCCUCAAGGCAAAUUUGCCCGCGCCCGUGGCCUGGCACUCAACCUCUCCACGGACGCCACAACUGCCGGCUACCGCUACCACGCGCUGCGUACCGCCCAGAUUGCCACCAUUUUCCGGAACGUGUUUUCCUCGGCGGAGGGCGGUGGUGCGGCAGGAGCUAGCCGCGUCAAGGUGGUGAUGGGCGGCUGGGGCUAUCUGUGCGGAGUCAAUGGCUCCGGAUGUGGCACAGUGGUGUUGAAUCAGACACUGGGCUGGUUGGCGGGCCUCGCUCAGAAGGUCAACGAAAGCACCGUGCUGCAGGAACAGCUCAAGGUCAACAUCUCCCUGGCAAAGCCCGACUUCUAUGGAAUCACAGCUUACUGGGACUGCGGCCUGGGGCAGAACGGGGCCGUGGAUGUCACCCUCACCGUCGAGCAAAUGAUCGCCAAAUGCAACACAACUCUGAACGCAAGCGAUGCCGCGGCUAAGGCGCUUGUCGCCGCGGCGGCGCCGUACGGCAUACCAUUGAUCACGUACGAGGCCGGCCCGUCGAUUGUCGAAGCAUCCGCCAUCGAAAGCGGCCGCAUGACAACCGGCUUGGCGCCCAAAUACGCGGCCGUAAACCGCCAUCCGGCAAUGUACGGCCUGUACAAGGCCUACCUUGACACAUUUGUUCGUGCAGGACUGGUGGCCGAGGGCCGUCCGUUUAUGCAGUUUGUCACAACGGGUACCUUUACGCAGUACGGCAGCUGGGGGCUGCAGGAGUACACGGGUCAACCGGUAUUAGAGGCGCCCAAGUACCGGGCACUGAUGGACUGGCUGGACAUGCAGCCGACCAACAGCUCCCAGGUCAACAUCUCCCAGGUCAACAUCUCCGCCUCCAGCACCUUGCGGCGGCCGUUGUGCAUGUCGCUGCCGGCGCUGGGGGUGUCUGGCAGUGGGGGUGGCGGCGGGAUGGGGCUGGGCGAGGGGCUGCUGGCAGGGCCGCCCGCGGUGUACUGGCCCGCAGCGGGGGGGGUGGCGGUGCUGGGCACCACGGAGCGCAUCCGCUGGUCCACUGUGGGCUGGGCUGCCGGGGUCGUUCCAGCUGCCUUUGAAAUCACUCUAUGGUACGAAUCCGACUGCGAGGUCUUUUCCCCCACCAAUAGCACCACCCAGCUCGCCGUGCAGCGGAAGAACAGCUCCCAGGCGGUGGCGGUCCUGCCUCGGCCCACCGUCCCUGGAGCACUGGACGUGCAAGUCCCCCGACCGGCGGAGGACCCGAAGGUAUGGUACUGGGUGACAGUUGCAAUGGCGGCGAAUGAGCGGGCGGGACGUCGCGUGCCGCGGUUUUUCCUACGCUUCAGCGACGGCUUAACUACCAACUACUCGGAGCCCUUUGAUAUGACGCCUGGCGUGCAGUACGUUGUUGGCAACUGGAGCGAGUGCGAAUGCAGCAUCGCCGCCGGGUCUGUCAGCACGCAGCGCCGCAACGUCUCCUGUGGCGCCCUCCCUGGACUCGAGGCCGUGGUGGAUAGCAUGCUGCUAGCCUCUGCCGCAGCUAAUGCUACAGCAGCAGCAGCAGCAGCAACCCGACCCGCUCCCCCCGCUCCGCAGCCUUUCUGUGACGCCUUUCCCAACUGGAACCUCAGCCGUUCAACCAUCGACCCCUCUUGCACUAUCGACGCAAUCACCGGCUGUCGUACUUACCGUACAAACAACACCGGCGGCUGGGCGUAUUCGAUGUUCAAGCCCGUCACGGACUGUACGGCUCAGGCUAGCCCCUGGCCUCUGCCGCCGCCUGCGGCCGUCGGCGGCUUUGGCGGCAGCGGCAACAAUACGACGGCGCUGGCGCAAACUAAUGCGUCCAUGCUAUCGCCGCCGGGCCAAACUCUUACCACCAAAACUUACAACCUGAGCUUAUGCGCGGCGUUGCUGGCGGCAGUGCCCCCAGCCGCUAACCGUUCCUGCAACUGCACCUCUGCUUCAUCGUCACCGCGUCCAUCACCAACGGCCUCGCCAAGCGGAGCGCCGCCGUCGCCUUCGCCUCCGCCUCCGCCGCCAGCAGUGCCGUACUGCAGUCGUGCAAGUACGAAUGCGUCUCUGACGCUGCUCAAUGCCGGCGCCGCGACGUGCUCCAUCUCCUCCUCGGACGCGGACCAGUGUGGGAGUGAUAGCGUUUGUACGGCAGUGCCGGGUUGCAAGCGUUACGUGUGCGACACAGUGGUGCAGGCACUGGUGCAGGUGGCUUGUACGGCGCUGUGUCAGCCGCGCACGCUGGGGGUCACCGGAGCACAGAUUUCAGAUGAUGGGCGUGCCGUGGUGGUGCGGCUUACUGCCGUACCUGCGCCGCUGACGCUGGUGCCCUGUACGGCGGUGUUUGAGGCGGCCUCGGGUGCGCUGCUGGGCGGCGGCGGGGCGCUGUGCAGCACCGGCACGGCGGGGUCAGCCUCCUCUGAAGACAAUGUCUUGGUCGUCAAGCUGGCGGCGAACGCGACUCUCCUGGCGGGCCAAACCCUGACCCUCCUGACCCGUGGGUCGGUGCUGGUGGGCGCCAUUAACACAUCCCGUGUGUUCACAGGCAGCGCUCAGCUCUCCGGGCCCCUCACUCUGUCCCGAACCGCCUGCGAGAGCGCCACGGGCUCCCUGCUGCCGACCUCGGUGCUCCGAUCCGCCUCCACCUGGGACGCCUCCAACUCGGGGGACCCCUCGGGACGAGCCAACUGGGCGGGGGUGACGUGGACCCUCGUGUCGCCGUACGUGGCGCCGGGGGCUGGUACGGCAACUCGUGCUGUGGCGGCGUUGAUGGGGGCGGUGGAGCGGGCGAACGGAAAGGGGAAGAUGAGCGACCGGCUCACUCUGACCCUCACCUCCACGGAAGUGGAGGCUCUGGAGGAAGGCAUCACGUACAGCAUCAUGGUGACGGUAACCUCCUGGCUGGGGACCUCCGCCUCCGCCAACGCCUCCUUCUCCGUAGUGGCCAGCAGCCCCACACCCCUGGUCGCCAUCGCGGGGCCGGCGCUGCAAACCGCGCGCAUCAGCUCCGGGCUGAGGUUAUCUGCGGACGUGGUUGGCGGCGGCUGCAAGGGCCGCAGCCUGUCCUGGAACUGGACGUGCCCGAGCGGCUGUCCGGCGGGGCUGUCGCUGCCCGACUCGGGCAGGUCGGGCCAGCAGCUGGUAUUGCCGAGGCCGCUUGGUUUGACACACGGACAGAACGUCAGUCUGAGAGUUACGGCAUCGUACGGCGGAGGCGCCUCCGGGUCAGCCGACGUUGUCGUGGUGGCGGCGGGCUCCCCCCCCCUGGCCGUCCUGAAGGGCCCUGCGGGUGACGUACUGGACAACACCACACUGGUGCUCAACGCCACAUCCUCCUCCGACCCGGACGUACCCAGCAGCAAAUCCACUGAGACAUUGCAGCGUUCGGACCACCCCACGCCCUGCUUCACCUCCACCGAGCAGGGCGACCAGCUCACCCAGCCCGGCGUGUGGUCCAUACCCCCCGGACUGCUCUCCACCGACAUCUGGCACACCAUCACCGUGACGGUGUACAAGCAGGUGCAGAGCGGGGCCUCGCCGCUCAAUGCGACCGCCUCAGUGACCUUGCGGCCGAGGGCGGCGGGCAGCGGAAGUGCCUUCCCGCGGGGCAGUUUGACGCGGCAGUGCGCGGCGGCGGCGUGUGCGGCCCCGCACAGCACCGACCGGAAUCUCACGGUGCUGCUGCAGCUCGCCUCUCCGUACGACACCACUGCCGCCGCCGCCGCCAUAACGGUCGCCUGGGACAGUCCGGAGGCCGCCGCCGUGUCCGAACUCACCGCCGUCACGUCGUCCGCCGCCGACAGCAGCGGCGGCGGCGGCGGCGGCGGCGGCCUCCCCGCCGGCGCGUUCCUACUCACCAUACCAGCGGCGUUGCUGCCCGCUGCGCGGAGCAGCAUCACCAUCACGGCCAACAUAACGCUCGCCGCCACUGGCGCCACCGGCACCGCGGCCGUGACGGUGCCGCUCAACAGCGCACCGUACUGCACAUCCUCUUCAAGUGAUCCCGGCCAGUGCUUGUCCCUCACCGUCCUUAAUGACACGUUUCCAACGGCGGCGUUUACCAUCCGCGCCAGCGGCUGGGCUGACGUCGGACAGGUCGACGGCAGCAGCCAGCAGCUCAAGUACGAGUUCGGUGUACGGCGGCCUGUCGUACUCGGCGGCGGCAGCGGCAUCACGGUCAAUCUUGUGCAGCAGCUGGGUACGGCAACGUCCGCGACGCUGGUGGGUCUGCCACAAGGCGCCGUACAGCUGUACGGCUGUGCUAUUGACGUGGACGGCUCCCGUACAUGCGGACUGGUAAAUGUGACGGUGUCUCCCCCGGGCGACGGCUUCAACGCGACGGCGGCUUUGGCUUCUGUCAACGUCACAGACUUGCUACAAACAGACAUACAGACAGCCGCGAUGACGAGGCUCACGCAGCUACUGCAAUCUGGGGACCGAAUGGGAAACGCAUUGGGCCUUCAGGCCGUACCGCGUGAGUCGUACCUGGCGGCGGGCGAUAAUGGAGUCUACGUGUCGGCGGCGGCGCUCCCGACGACGGCAGCCACCACCAGCACCGGCGCAGCGGCGGUGAUUUCCGUACAGCUUCGUGCGGGACCCGACGCCGUGGCCGCGUCCGCCUCGGCGACUGGCAGCGGCGGCGCCGCCAGCGGCAGCAGCCGCCGGCGCCGGGUGCUUUCUGCGACGGCGGCGGCCGCAGACGGCGGUAUUGUUGAUGUCGUACAGGAAGAUGGCGAGAUUCUCUUAUCCGUGGAAACCGCUGACGCUGACGUCAUCUCUGGAUCCUCCCGUACGGCAGACGGCCACCAUUACCACGACUACCACAACAGCCGCUGGCGGCGACGGCUGUUCUCCACCGCCAAUGACACCAAUGUGGAGGCGCAAAUGGUCCUGUCGGGUUCCGCCGCGGCGGCGGCGGCGGGUUACGGCAUCGACCUGCAGUACGCGCCGUCUUCGGAGGCGACGCUCGUCACCGCGUUAUCGUCCAGUCUGCCCGCCUACAUCUCCAUUCUCAGCGGCCUGGUGACGGUGACCUGGAACGAAGGCGCCGCCGCCGCCGCCGCCACGUCGUCGCCGCCCUCCCUGGACGGCACAACGAGCUACCUGACCCUCGCCAUCCCGGCACCGGCCUACAACCCCCCCAACCCCAUGGCCUGCCUGUCGUACGACGUCACUACGAACGGCGUGAGCGGCAGCCUUGGGGGACUGCUCUCUGCUGGCAACGUCACCGCCAGCGCUGCGGUGUACGACAGCUCAACUGGCCGACUGUCGUGCAACGUCACCGCGGUGGGCACGUACUUUGUCGCUCAGGCGGCGGCGGAGGUGACGGUGAUGCUUGUGAAUCCGGAAGCCGUCGCCUCCGUCCCUGCCGCGAAAGGCAACGGCGGCGGGGGGCGCAAUGUGGGGGUGUUGGUGGGUGGCGUCAUUGGCGGCGUGGUGGGGCUGGUGCUGGUGGCGGCGGCGGUCGUGGCGGUGGCGCUGGCGGUGGCUCGAAAGCGGAAGCGUGCCAGGGUUGCAGCCGGCGGUGCCGCCGCCGCCAGCAAUGGCUCGCCUGUCCGUACCGCGUCCCGGUCCAACAGCGGCAGCAAGUCAGCGGCAGUACCGGAGGUGGCGGAUACGGCGGCGACGGCGGCGGACGUGGCUCCUUCCCAGCGCCAGGCUGUCGCGGAGGGCUGGCUGGUGGAGGAGCAGCGGCCGCGGCAGCGGCGGGUAUCGGCUGGUUUCGGUGCAUUGAGCAGCAGUAGCGACAGCAGUCGCCGGGUGGUUCCUAGCGACGGAAGCGGCGGCGGCGGCGGCGGCGGCUGGGGCAAUGACGGCGGCUGUACGGCGGGAAGGUCGCUAGGGAACGCGAGCACACGCGCGAACGCGGUCCUGUCCCGGCAGGAGAGCGCUCAGGGCGCUGCCAACAACGGACUUGCUUCAGGGCUGAAAACGGUGUAUCGGCGGUUGAGCGAGUUCGUUAUUUUAAGGGUCAGCGGUUUUGUUAUUUGA
Molecule: messenger RNA, 7197 nt
Organism: Volvox carteri f. nagariensis
Lineage: Eukaryota; Viridiplantae; Chlorophyta; Chlorophyceae; Chlamydomonadales; Volvocaceae
Exons: 23
Coding region: 1-7197 (2398 amino acids)
Source: RefSeq, a predicted model, not a curated record